This is a messenger RNA of Medicago truncatula (barrel medic), 3099 nucleotides long. Its product is annotated as probable helicase CHR10. The record is from RefSeq and is a predicted model, not a curated record. NCBI's taxonomy places the organism in Eukaryota, Viridiplantae, Streptophyta, Magnoliopsida, Fabales, Fabaceae. Gene Ontology annotation, biological process: chromatin remodeling; DNA repair. Bases 255 to 2966 code for a protein of 903 amino acids. Gene Ontology annotation, molecular function: ATP binding; DNA helicase activity. The transcript has 17 exons.
CCCUCUUUCAUCUAUACACAUCGAUUUGAAAUAAAAAAAAAAAAACUUUAUUCCCAAUUCAUAAACACUUCGAGCUGCUUUUCUGAUCAUCAUUUUUGUUCAGUUCAUUCACUCGCUACUUUUCCGUUCAAAAAACAAUCUAAAAAAUUGCGGCAAAAAGUGAAACAAAAACAUUCUCACCGACACGUCGCCGCUAACUCACUCACACUCUCUUUCUCCACCGAUUUCACAGUUUCGAACUCAUCUUCGACGCUAUGAACCUGAAAUACGAACAGAGGCUCCAAGUCGCCGCUAAAAUAAUACUCGACGACGACGAAAGUUCCGGCGACGCAGCGCCGAGUGAAGAAGAGCUUGGGAUUAAAGCAACACUGAAACCUCAUCAAGUGGAUGGAAUUUCAUGGCUUAUAAGGAGAUAUAAACUUGGUGUCAACGUUGUUCUUGGGGAUGAGAUGGGAUUGGGCAAGACAUUGCAAGCUAUCUCAUUUUUAAGCUAUUUGAAAGUGCGCCAGUUGUCACACGGGCCAUUUUUGGUUAUAUGUCCUUUAAGUGUGACAGAUGGUUGGGUGUCUGAGAUAGUCAAAUAUGCCCCUAAACUAGAAGUCUUCAAAUAUGUUGGUGAUAAAGAAUAUAGGCGCAGUCUACGUAGGAAAACACAUGAACAUGUAACAAAGCAGCCAACACAUAAUGUCAUGUUGCCAUUCGAUGUGCUGUUAACAUCAUAUGACAUUGCACUAAUGGAUAAGGAUUUUCUUUCUCAAAUACCAUGGCAGUAUGCAGUCAUCGAUGAAGCGCAAAGGCUUAAAAACCCGUCAAGUGUUUUAUUUAAUGUUCUCAAAGAUCGCUAUAUCAUGCCAAGACGGUUGUUGAUGACUGGCACUCCUAUUCAGAACAACCUUUCUGAACUGUGGGCGUUGAUGCAUUUUUGCAUGCCAUCUGUUUUUGGGACACUAGAUCAGUUUCUUUCUACAUUUAAGGACAUCAGUGAUCUUACCUCAGGUGAGGGCUGCCCAAACUUUAUAAACACUACACAUGCCAUAUCUCUAGGCAACGUGGGGCUAAAUCCACCCCUUCACAGUCAACACAAUGAAGAUUUUGGAGGUGGAAAUGAAGGCAUUCCUAAUUCCGCAAUUAGGUGGCUGGGGGCGGAUCGCAAUGAAGUUGGAAUUUCUAACAACCCUUCGUGCUCGGGUCCAAUGAGCUCGGAGCGUGGAUUAUGCCUGUACCCCAACAUCAGAUCUAGGAUAGGCUCUAAUAUCAUCUUAAAAUUGUGGAAUUUCAAACAGUUAGUAUUAGUUUAUGGAACAUCAAAUCACCAAUCACUACAGAAUACUGUGAUACAACUAAGGAAAGCAUGCAGCCAUCCUUAUCUUUUUCCGGGUAUUGAACCUGAACCUUAUGAAGAAGGUGAACAUCUGGUUCAGGCCAGUGGUAAACUGCUGAUUCUGGACCAACUUCUUCGAAAGCUACAUCAUAAUGGACAUCGUGUUCUUCUUUUUGCUCAGAUGACACAUACACUUGACAUUUUGCAGGAUUAUCUGGAGUUACGUAAGUAUUCUUACGAGCGUCUUGAUGGAUCAAUUAGGGCUGAGGAGCGCUUUGCUGCAAUAAGAAGUUUCAGCAACUCAUCAGCUAAUACGGGCUUGAAUUUUGAAGCUAACCAAAACGGAGCUUUUGUUUUUAUGAUCUCAACAAGAGCUGGGGGAGUUGGCUUGAAUCUCGUGGCUGCUGAUACUGUUAUAUUCUAUGAGCAAGAUUGGAACCCUCAGGUGGACAGACAAGCUUUGCAGAGAGCACAUAGAAUUGGCCAGAUGAAUCAUGUUUUGUGUAUAAACCUUGUUACUGAACAUACAGUGGAGGAAGUAAUUAUGCGGAGGGCAGAAAGAAAAUUGCAGCUGAGCCUAAAUGUUACAGGCGAUAAUAUUGUGGAACAAGAAGAUAAACAAUUAUCUUCAGUUGGAACUGGUGAUUUGAAAUCCAUCAUAGUUGGAUUACGUAUGUUUGAUCCCAAUGAAAUCAAUGAUGGAAAAGACAAGGACAUGGAUUUAACAGAAAUUAAUGCAAUGGCUGACAAAGUGAUUGCUAUUCGUGAUGAACAAAUAUUUGAUAAGGAUGACAGGAAAUUUGAGGUCAAUCCAAGAAACUUUUUAAAAGGAUUUGAUGUUAAGGAAAGAGGUUCUGCUUCUUUCUCUUGUGAUCUUGAUCUUGAUGAGGCAUCAUAUCUUGCUUGGGUUAAAAAAUUUGAGGAAGUUUCUAAAUCAAGUUGCGACUCAGUUAUUGACUUGAAAAGCAGAAGGAACUUGGAUGAGGAAAAGAGUCAAAAACUUGAGACUGCAAGGAAGAAGGCAGAAGAAAAGAAGCUGUCUAAGUGGAAUGCUGCUGGAUACCAGUCGUUGAAUGUUGAAGACCCUAUUAGCCCCCCAGAUGGGGAUACCAUAUUAGAUGCUGGUUCUGUUCAUUUUGUCUAUGGAGAUUGUACAGCCCCUACAAACGUUCCUUCAACUGAACCUGUUUUAAUAUUCAGCUGUGUUGACACCUCCGGACGUUGGGGCCAUGGUGGAAUGUUUGAUGCACUAUCUAAACUUUCAUCAAGCAUCAGUGAUGCAUAUGAACGGGCUUAUGAACAUGGGGAUUUGCAUCUUGGUGAUCUCCAUCUUAUAAGGCUUGAAGAUGACGGUAAUGAUCAAAAUUUGGACGGUAAUGCUCCCAAAAUGGUUGCUUUAGCUGUGGUUCAAUCCUACAAUCCAAGGCGUAAAGUCCCUCGAAGUGAAAUCUCACUUGUCCACUUGGAAAGCUGCUUAUCAAAGGCAGCGUUCUCAGCUGAUCAAAAUUCUGCAUCAAUACACAUGCCACGGAUUGGUUAUCAAGAUGGAUCUGAUCGCUCUCAAUGGUACACCAUAGAACGGCUUCUAAGAAAAUAUGCCUCCAUGUACAACGUAAAUAUAUAUGUGUAUUAUUACCGAAGAUAACGUUAAGGAUCCACGCUGUUUCCAGACACAAGAGGGAUAGUUCAGAUGGAAAAAAGAGCUUGAAGAUACGUUUCCCUAUUACCCUAUACGUGCACAUGUAUGUAUAUAAUAUAAUUCCGGACAACACAAGUGU